CUUUUCUUCCCGUCCUAAGAAGCCUAUGUUUUCAUUAAGCAUCUUUUACUCGUUGGCAUUAUCUAGUAACUAUUAAUAUGUCUUUAAUUGUUUCCAGAAGAGUGCAGCUUCCGGACUUAUGUACAAGAUGUAACUGAGUACGAAUACAAGCUGCACUAAUAAUUCAAACUAGAUACGAGAUAAGCAAGCUAUCAGACUAUCAACCCUAGAAGCCAUACCAUUAGAUACCAUCCCGUAUCACCCUGGAGUUCCCCCCCCCCCCUGGCUUCAUCGCGGGGGGAGUCAGGAACGCCCCACUCCCAAUUUCUCAUGGAUCUUCAAUAAUUUGGCGUCCUAUGUAGCGUGACCAUUACCUGCCCGAGCUCCAAUAUUGCCAGGCGGUGAAAGGGGGUAAAUUACCAAGAUAGUCUAACUUUAGGGUCCUUCAGUAUAGCGAUUACAGCUUGCAUAAAACCAUCUUGCCAUCUUGCCAUCAUGUCCGAAGCUACAACGAAGCCCUUAUUGGGCAAUGUCCUCGUCAUCGGUGGCUGUGGUUUCCUCGGCCACCACGUCGUGAACAUUCUCCUACGCGACUGGAAGUGCACCGUUUCCGUUGUCGAUCUCAAGUGCCAACGCAACCGAAGACCCGAAUCCGAUGGUGUCCAGUACGUAGAGGUCGACAUCACCGACGCCGAUGGCUUAGUCAAAGUCUUUGGGAAGCUGAAACCCGAUGUUGUUAUACACACUGCCUCGCCACCUGCGCAGGGUCUCGGUGCUGUUGCGAACGAGGUAUUCAAGAAGGUUAAUGUGGAUGGGACCCGCGCUGUGAUCGCCGCCUGCCAGCAGAACGGUGUCAAGGCGUUGGUAUAUACAAGUUCUGCCAGCGUCAUGAGCAAUAAUAAGGAUGAUCUAAUAAAUGCGAACGAGGACUACCCUGUCAUCCGUGGUAAAAUGCAGACAGAAUACUACUCCGAGACAAAGGCACAUGCCGAGGAACUUGUCUUAAAAGCGAAUCGCGUCGAAGGGUCCGACCUCCUGACUGCAGCUAUCCGACCAUCCGGCAUCUUCGGCGAGGGCGACGUACAAUUAGUCUUCCACACAGUCAAGAUCUACCGCGAGGGCAAGGAUAAGAUACAAGUUGGUCUCAACCAAAACCUAUUCGACUUCACAUACGUUGAGAACGUAGCCCACGCCCACCUCCUCGCCGCCCGCGCCCUACUAGUCACUCACGCCGCCUCCACCGCGCCCCUCAACCACGAGAAAGUCGACGGCGAGGCCUUCAUAAUCACCAACGACAGCCCCGUCUACUUCUGGGACUUGAUGCGUGCUAUAUGGCGGGCCGCCGGAUCGGAGAAGGGCACCGACCACGUGUGGGUGAUGAGCCGGGAGAUGGGUAUCCUGCUCGGAUACUUGAGCGAGGUGUUCUUCGGGAUCCUGAAAAAAGCUCCGACUUUCAACCGGCAGCGGAUCAUCUAUAGCACCAUGACGAGAUACUACGAUAUUUCGAAGGCGAAGCGCCGGCUCGGAUACCAGCCUCUGGUAAGCCUGAGCGAAGGCGUCAAAAGGACAGUUAAAUGGGCUCUAGAACAGGAGAAGAACGCCGCACCAGCAAAAUCGUGAGAUUUGUCUUAGUAGAUACUGUCGGAUUUGUAUUACAUAUAUAGGUAGAAGCUGGAAAACUUAAUAGUACACUAAUUUAUACGAGAUUUAUGUUGUGGAUGACUUAAUAUUGAGGAUAUCUGGGGUUAUUGAGUUUACCUAUGAUGAGUUGAAUGAUGGGCAACACGAACCUUGUCCUCCUUUCUCAUACAUUUUACUUUGAUAUACAGGGUGUGUGUAGACGUCAAAGGGGGGCAAUAAUUGUUACCUAAGCGGCACGGAAAACGAGAAUUAUCUUAUUUCAACAAUACGAGAACAAUACACUAAUAGCCUCCCCAUACAAAUUUCUACCUACAUUACAUUUCGAACAAGACAACACACACACACACACACACACACACACA
This is a messenger RNA of Daldinia loculata, 1982 nucleotides long. RefSeq names its product sterol-4-alpha-carboxylate 3-dehydrogenase. The record is from RefSeq and is a predicted model, not a curated record. NCBI's taxonomy places the organism in Eukaryota, Fungi, Ascomycota, Sordariomycetes, Xylariales, Hypoxylaceae. Gene Ontology annotation, biological process: steroid biosynthetic process. The coding region runs from base 475 to 1599 and encodes 374 amino acids. Gene Ontology annotation, molecular function: 3-beta-hydroxy-Delta5-steroid dehydrogenase (NAD+) activity. The transcript has 4 exons.